Pocillopora verrucosa is the source of this 1131-nucleotide messenger RNA. Its product is annotated as melanocortin receptor 4-like. Gene Ontology annotation, biological process: G protein-coupled receptor signaling pathway. The record is from RefSeq and is a predicted model, not a curated record. Gene Ontology annotation, molecular function: G protein-coupled receptor activity. Gene Ontology annotation, cellular component: membrane. Lineage: Eukaryota; Metazoa; Cnidaria; Anthozoa; Scleractinia; Pocilloporidae.
ACUGUUCCUGUUUGUAUUGAUUCUCGCGGCGACCAAUUUGAAGAGUAAGUUCGCAAUGGGGUCCCUUUUCUGCGAACAGAGGUUGGAAGAAAAUAUGAAGCUCCUGACUCACCAUUGGAUUUUUAUGAUUACAUUUUGUGUCCUGAACUUGAUGUUUUCCGUUUUGACAUGUCUUGCAAAUCUCAUCGUUAUCAGCGCUCUGAGAAAGGCAUCAUCAGUACCUUCGAAUCUGAAGAUAUUGUUCCUGAGUCUUGCUGUGGCUGAUUUCGCUGUUGGAAUGUGCCCUCAGCUGAUGUUUGGAGUUAUUGUUGCAGUGAUGUUGCACAAAAACGCAAAUGGAGACCAGCCCUUUGACUUGUGUUCAACCAGCUUUAUUUUGCUCUAUUUCUUCUUAUUUCUGUUGGCGUCCGCCUCGUUCUUGACCAUUCUAGCCAUCGCUGUGGAUAGAUAUCUAGCAGUUUCUCUUCAUCUCCGAUAUCAGGAACUCGUCACUACUAACCGAAUUGUGUUAGCGUUGAUAUCUUUAUGGGUAACAAGCGUUGUCACCGCUGCACUAUUCGUGUCUCUUCCAAACAACAAUCAUUUGGUGGUUGUGAUUGUCGAAGCCGUUGGAUUUCCUGUGACAACCAUAGCAUACAUCCGAAUCUACAUGGCCGUAAGAUAUCAUCAGAACAGAAUAAAUAGCCAAAUGAGAGAGGGUGGUCAUCGCUUGAAAGUAUUUAUCCGUGAGCAGAGGGCAGCUAUCAAUUCUUUGUUUUUCUAUGUUAUUUUCCUGGCUUGUUACACCCCACAUUUAUGCGGCACGAUUUUGUUAUUAACUGACAGUACUUCAAUAUCCUAUUUAGUAGCCAAUCAUGCAACUUUGCUCUUGGUUAUUCUAAAUUCUGCGUUAAACCCGCUGGUUUACUGCUGGCGAUAUAGACAAAUUCGCGUUUACGCGAUAAACACGAUAAGGAAACUCUUAAUCUCGCGUGACUCUGAAUAAUUUCUAUCCAUGCAAGAAUUGAAACGUAUAGCAUAUUUUAAUAAUCACAAAGGAGGGUCAAAAUUCUCUUUCGGUGCCCUCGGCUUGUUUUGUAAAAUAUCGCUCAUUCAAGAAGUAGCACAUUUGAAGAAAAGAUUAAGCAUUAG